CUGCUAAUCCGCUGCCUGUACAGUAGGAGGCAACACGUUCGGGGAAAAACGGAUUUUUUUCCUCUUCAUCUCCUUGAGGUUUUCCACGGAAUAUUUUCCACUGACAUAAUAAAUAUACAAACAAGGCCGUUUAUACCGUCAUUUUCUCUCUCAUUUCAUUAAAACACUAUGAAUUAAAUACUCUACGACGUUGUUAAAGCCGCGGUGACGAGACGAGGCUAAGCGCUUUGUCCUCAGGAUGUGUGCCUCAGGAAAAUACAGCUCUCGCGGUCCGGCUCUCAUCCCUCGCAUGAAGACCAAACACCGUAUCUAUUACAUCACUUUGUUCUCUGUGGUCCUGCUGGGUUUAAUCGCCACCGGAAUGUUCCAGUUCUGGCCUCAUUCUAUCGAAUCUUCCCCCGAGUGGACCCUGGACCGCCGCAGCGUUCACGACGCUCCGCUGGUCAAACUGCCCGCGUCCAGUCCCAUUCCCGAGAGAGGAGACCUGAGCUGCCGCAUGCACACCUGCUUCGACGUCUACCGCUGUGGCUACAAUCCCAAAAACCGCAUCAAGGUGUACAUCUACCCCCUGCAGAGGUUUGUGGACGAGGUGGGCGUGCCCAUCAGCAGUAGCGGUCUGUCGCGUGAGUAUAACGAGCUGCUGAGCGCCGUCUCCGAUAGCGACUUCUACACCGAUGAUGUCACUCGCGCGUGUCUCUUCAUCCCGUCCAUUGACGUCCUGAACCAGAACUCACUGCGCAUCCGGGAAACCGCUCAGGCUCUCGCCAUGCUGCCCAGAUGGGAUAAGGGGAUGAAUCACUUGCUGUUCAACAUGUUACCUGGAGGACCUCCGGACUACAACACGGCGCUGGACGUUCCCAGAGACAGAGCUUUGCUAGCUGGAGGUGGUUUCUCGACGUGGACCUACAGACAAGGCUACGACGUCAGCAUCCCCGUGUACAGCCCCCUGUCGGCUGAAGUCGACCUCCCUGAGAGGCAGCCCGGCCCGAGGAGAUACUUCAUCCUGUCGUCUCAGACAGCCGUCCAUCGGGAAUACCGCACAGAGCUAGAGAGGCUGAAGGAGGAAAACGGAGAGUCCAUCCUCCUCCUGGACAAGUGCAGUAACCUCUCUCAGGGCGUGGCUUCGGCCCGGAAACGUUGCUCAAAGGGCCAGACGUUCGACUACCCGCAGAUCCUACAGGAGUCGUCGUUCUGCGUGGUGUUACGCGGCGCUCGUCUCGGUCAGGCCACUCUCAGCGACGUCCUGCAGGCUGGGUGUGUUCCCGUCAUCAUGGCCGACUCGUACAUCCUGCCCUUCUCUGAGGUGCUGGACUGGAAAAGAGCAUCGGUCGUCAUUCCGGAGGAGAAGCUUCCGGAGAUGUAUAUGAUUUUGAAAAGUAUUCCUCACAGACAGGUGGAGGAGAUGCAAAGACAGGCUCGCUGGUUCUGGGAUGCGUAUUUCAGCUCCAUGAAGGCUAUCGGAUUGACCACGCUGCAGAUCAUCAAUGACCGCAUUUACCCCUACGCAGCACGCACAUACGAGCAGUGGAACAACCCUCCGGUCGUGAAGUGGUCCAGUGUGAACAGUCCGCUCUUCCUCCCGCUGAUUCCUCCUCGCUCCCCGGGAUUCACAGCCGUGGUUCUGACCUACGACCGGGUCGAGAGUCUCUUUAGGGUCAUCACGGAGAUCUCCAAAGUGCCCAGUCUGGCCAAGCUGCUGGUGGUCUGGAACAACCAGAACAAGAGUCCACCUGAAGAAUCCCUUUGGCCAAAAAUCGCCGCUCCUCUCAAAGUGGUGCGCACCAAAGAAAACAAACUCAGCAAUCGCUUCUUUCCUUUCGAUGAGAUCGAGACGGAGGCGGUGCUGGCCAUCGAUGAUGACAUCAUCAUGCUGACCUCUGACGAGCUGCAGUUUGGAUACGAGGUGUGGCGGGAAUUCCCAGACAGGCUGGUGGGAUAUCCCGGUCGACUCCAUCUGUGGGAUCACGAGAUGGGGAAGUGGAAGUACGAGUCAGAGUGGACCAACGAGGUGUCAAUGGUGCUGACCGGAGCUGCGUUUUAUCACAAGUACUUCAAUUAUCUGUACACCUACAAGAUGCCAGGGGACAUUAAGAACUGGGUGGACGCUCACAUGAACUGCGAGGACAUCGCCAUGAACUUCCUGGUGGCCAACAUCACAGGGAAAGCUCCUAUAAAGGUGACGCCUCGUAAGAAGUUCAAGUGCCCCGAGUGCACGGCGAUCGACGGCCUGUCGCUGGACCAGACGCACAUGGUGGAGAGGUCUGAGUGCAUCAACAAAUUUGCAUCCGUAUUCGGCACCAUGCCUCUGAAGGUUGUGGAACAUCGCGCCGAUCCCGUUUUAUACAAGGAUGACUUCCCGGAGAAGCUCAAGAGUUUUCCCAACAUCGGAAGCUUAUGACCGAGUCCCGCUUCCAUCCUUUACACCUCCGUCCGGUGAAAACCACGUCACGGAUCACAGACUUCACAAACUUUUUAUCAAAGACAUGACGUGACCUGACAGAGGGAAAAGCAUCCUGUUGCUGUAUCUACACGUGUUCUUUUAUCGAGAUGGAUCUCCAGGAACCCGGAAGGAACAUCCAACACCUGGAACGUCACGGAACAGAUCACGUCUGUCGAUAACACUGAAACUUUGAGGUUCACUGAACAGAAAUGUCUGACUCUGAGAAGCCAAAAUCAUGGCUUUUUAUACGUUUUUAUGGAAAACCAGGAUUGGACUGGAGAGUCUCAGAGCUGUAUGAGUAUAUUAAAACUCUCAGUGGUCGGAAUUUCUCACUCACAAUUACUCACAUUUUACACGCUGUAUUUAAUGUUCAAUACUUCACACUAUUCAAUAUGAACUGAAGAAGGUUUUAAGGGUUAAACAUUUAAAAAGUAGUUAAAUAAUUACCCUUUUUUUUUUUUUCUUUUUUUUUCUUUUUUUUUUUUGAAGUAAAGAUUCCUCGGUACUAAAUUACACACCAGAGCUGCUACGUAAAUAACUGGGAAAAAACUCUUAUUCUUUUCCACAAACAGGAACUUAAAUCCUGUCACAUUUCGGUUCUUCACUCUUAGAAACCAUCGUUAUCUCAAGGGUUCUUAUGAAGUUUAUUCAGAUAAGUUCAUAUCAGGGUUCUUGGCUUUUUAGGGAAAGAUCUAAAAACGUUUUAGAAGAUCAGAGCUAUUUCAUUAUCAUAUGAACCUUUGAAGAACCCUUGUAGAACCCUGCAUGUGACAAGAUAGCUCAACCUGACAGGUUCUAGAUAGCUAGAAGAAAUAAUGAGCAUCAUUUGGAGCUUCUACUGCACACCUAUAGAGAUAGUCCACACAUUCUCAGAAAUUAAAGGUUCUUUAAGGCUUCAUUAGCUUAUAAUGCUAAAUUUAAAGCCAUUAAUGGUUCUCUGGAACAAUUAACAUUUUCCCAAUGAAGGCUUGAAGAACCCUUUGUUCUAAGAGUGUGUGUAUUAACUGGGUUCUGUCAACCUGCACAUAGUUUUCUUCUUGAUAGAAAAUUCAGACUUUUAAAAAGGUUUUAAAGUGGAAUAUUGAAAGAAUAAGGGUUCUUAGUUUUAAAAAAAAGCUUGCUUCUACUUUAGAACCAGAUGUUAUUUUAUCAAAAUGAAUUUUUGAAAGCUAAGAACCCAGAAAUGAUCCAUUAAAAGCGCUGGAGGAACUCUGUAGUACCUGGGUCCAAAGUGUAAGGUCCAAACUCCAACCUUAAUACCAUGUAGAAGUAAACAGUCAGUUCUCGAAGAGCUCUUUAAGUGUUAUUAACUGUAAUAAUCGUUUUAUAAACGGUUCCUGUAAUGCUGAAGCUUCAGAUCUCCUGAGGAUCGUUAUUUUCUUUUUAAUAUCUAGAACCUGGCAGGAGUUUAAUGUUUUGCUUGUGUUUGGUUCUUGAAGCUUUUAGCCUUGUUUUACCGGGGGAAGAGUGGUGGUGUGUUCUACAUAGAACCUUAAAGAAUUCCCUCAUGGGGAAAAACUGGAGAACCCAAACUCUUAACUUUUCAGAACUAGAAUUAAAACAUUUUUUUUCCAAAACACUUUUAAGAACUAAAAUUUUUUUUCCUGCAGCAGAAAUUUGAGCACUUUACAGUCGAAUUUUUAAACAAAACAGAAAUGAAAAAAUGUUUAAAAAUCUGAUUUUAAUUGUGUCUGGUUUCAUCAGCCGUACUGUUAGUGUUGUGCAAAAAAUGACCAAAAUAAUUUUACUUUAAUUUAUCUAGUAAUUAAUCCUGUUUUUAAGAGGAACUGAACUAUACAGUAAACAAAGAGCUAUCAACAUUUAGGAUUAAUCGCAGCGCUUACUUUAUAUACGACUCGAUCCUCUAAUAACACAAGAUCUGAAAAAAUACGCUUUUUUAAAUAAAGCAGAUGAAUAACAUUUCUGCUUCGUUCGGUGUUUAGAACGAUGCUGAAUUUAAAGAAAUUCAUAAAAGAGGAAAAGAUGCUGA
Molecule: messenger RNA, 4430 nt
Organism: Hemibagrus wyckioides
Lineage: Eukaryota; Metazoa; Chordata; Actinopteri; Siluriformes; Bagridae
Gene: ext2
Product: exostosin glycosyltransferase 2
Exons: 15
Coding region: 239-2398 (719 amino acids)
Cellular component (GO): membrane
Molecular function (GO): glycosyltransferase activity
Source: RefSeq, a predicted model, not a curated record